Molecule: messenger RNA, 1634 nt
Organism: Rhopilema esculentum
Lineage: Eukaryota; Metazoa; Cnidaria; Scyphozoa; Rhizostomeae; Rhizostomatidae
Source: RefSeq, a predicted model, not a curated record
GUAUAGUACAGGAAGGUUCUACGUUGAUACUGCGGGAUUCAUGCUUAAUGCGAUAAUCGGGGCAACAUGUAAUAUUCAGGUGUAGCAAUGCGGUUUCAAAUACGUGCUGAAGCACGAAAUGUUUGGUUUGAGAUGCGUGCCAUAUAUCUUUCAUUGGUAGGAAAGAUGCGUGAUCGGCUUUCUGCGAGUGAUAUGAUUCAUAUUCGAAAAGUUAUGGAACAUGUUUAUGAGAAAAUCGUUUUGGCAGAAAACACCCCAUCGGGAACAACAGCAACAGCACAAAAUGCUGAAAAACAGAGUCAGACGCAACUGAAUCCUGAAGAGUUAGCUGCCCUCGCAGAGGCUAAAGUUGAACUGUACUGCAAUGACACGGUGCUGGACCCAAAAAUGGAUCUACGGACCGUACAAAAUUUGAUUUGGAAAAGCAAGACUGAUCUUAUACUUCAGUACAAGCUUUCAAAAGAUAAAUGAAGAUCAUGGCAUACUUUGUCUUCAAGAAGAGGUCAUUACAUCCUUGUUUUGUCCAGACAAUUGACGAGGGAGAAGUUGCAACAAUUUGGGAAGCCAUGAGCGACUGAGUUCUCCUUCAGUCCUUAAAGCAAAUCACCUAUUUUGCAAGAUGUCCAGAUGAGUGGUUGUUGGUCAACAGCAACAUUAAUUUCAACGAGCGCCUCCUUUACUCUAUGCUAUGUAAUUUCCCCUUGUGUAGCCUUGGAGGCACAUUUCUCUGUGUCAAAUUUUUCAGCAAUUGUUUUAGGAGUUUGAAGCUUGUCGUAAAAAUGCUUUGUUAAUUUUUGUAUAAAUAUUUCGGGCUGGUUACUUUGGUUGUAAAGUGGUGGUAAUUUGUCCUUACUUUGAAACAUUUUGGGUAUAAUUGAGGGUUUUAAUGUGAAACAUAAAGCCCAUUAUUCUGUUAUAUGUCUAAUUAGGAGAUAGGUUCUUCUUUGUAUUCUGAAAACUUCUGAAAAUUGCACACUCGUGCAACCAUACCUACCCCCCCCCCCCCCCCCCCCCCAGUAUAAAUGAAAUCUUUACUAUUUUAGUCCUCUAACUCUAUGAGAAGUACAAUAUAUUUAUAUUGAAAUUCAUAAUUCUGUUUUCAAAGAGAUAAAUUAUUGAGAUACACGAGGGAAGUGAAUUAGAAUAAAAUGUUUUUUAUAGAUUUCAUUAGAGAUCUAUAGCACCUGUAAACUGAAACUUAAGUUUCAUUGUCAGUUUAACACUUUGAUUUAUGUAGUUGGGUUGUGGUAAAUUACUUGUAAAUAGUUGUAUUUAAUGAACUCAAAAUUGAAUCCUUGCACUUCUGCUACUUAUUUGAGGCUUUCACAUGAAAGUUCCUUUUCUUUUGGUCAAUGUCAAAAGUGUAAGAUAGAAAGUCGCAAAAAUGAUUUAAGAAGUUUGGUUUCAACAAAGAUGGGGUUGAAUGAUGGAGAUGUUUGAACAAUCAUCAUAUAAUUCACAAAAACAGCAAGUGCUGCUUUUUAAUGUGUGUCUAUAAAUUGGAAGAUGCUUGCUGUAGACUAGUUUCAUCAUAAUCCUACCAGCAGUUGAAAUUGGAUGUGGUAGUCUAUUGUGUUUCCAAAUAUUUUGCUACAGUAUGCAGUUUUUGCCUGAUUUGCUGUCAAUUGAAAGAA